Acaromyces ingoldii is the source of this 2357-nucleotide messenger RNA. RefSeq lists its product as hypothetical. Bases 313 to 2076 code for a protein of 587 amino acids. The transcript has 2 exons. NCBI's taxonomy places the organism in Eukaryota, Fungi, Basidiomycota, Exobasidiomycetes, Exobasidiales, Cryptobasidiaceae. The record is from RefSeq and is a predicted model, not a curated record.
GUCGACUUGGAUUCUCCCUAAGGUCUCACGUACAGUAGUUCCGUGCCUGGAAAGUGUUCACCGCAUGUACGUCAGACGUAGUGCAUGAAUGGGAGAGAAAGGGGAGCAGACGAGGUGGUGAGGCGAUCGAUAGAUAAGUCUCCCCUCUUUCUCGUAUCCUAGACCUGCCAUCCAGUGUUCCUCUUUCUUUCCUCUCUGUCCGUUCUGAGGGCUCUUCCCUGUCAUCGUUCUUCUCUUUCCUCGCUUUUCAGACCACGAUCAAGCCACAGCUGACAGCUCUGGCUUUUUCCUGAGCGCUUGGCCUUCUUCAACAUGCUGUCCUCACCAGGCCAGCUUGACCUCUCUGUCGAGGAUGGGAGGCUCUAUCUAGGUGGCAAUUGGCGACAAUUCAUUCCAGCCGAGCCUACGCAGGGUAUCAAGGAGAUUGAAACGUUUCGCUACAUUCUCUGCGCCGUCUACGCAGUCAUUGGCUGGGAGUACAUCGUCACGUUCCACGAAGAGCGACGGAGAUGGAAACAGCUCAUCGUCCAGCGCAAGAUUGUCCUCGUCAAUAUCUUCGUCAUCAUUGGGAGGUACAUGAUGAUUGCGAACGCCAUCACCUCUGCGAUCUACUUUUUCGGCAACCCGGGCGACUGCCAGUCCCCCAUGACGCUCAUUUUUCUUACCUACUUCCUUGUCUGGCUGUCCUCGGCUCUCAUCUUUGUUCAGCGCGUUCGAGCGCUUUACCACAGCAACCCGGCCGUCAACUACUUUAUCAUGGGUGUCACAGCAUUUUGCAGCUGUCUCUGGAUCGUAGCCUUGGGCUUCUUCUACUCGAGUCGCCUGCCGCCGGAGGUGCAAGUUCCACGUAUGCCCACCUGCGUCCUCGCACCUUCGCCACCCUGGCGUGCUAUCGGCUUUGGUGGAUGCAUCAUCUUCGACCUGGCCGUGCUGGGUCUGACGGUGUUGCGCGUGCGUCAGCAGGUGCAGAAGGAGAAGCGGUCGCCCAUGACAGGCUCUGCCGCCCGCCGACAUGGUGUCAAGAGUGCACGAAGCUGGCUCAUCGAGACGGCGCUCGUUUACGGUGGUGUGUGCCUCACCAUCAACGUCGCCACCUUCUUCGUCAUCAUCUUUGAACGCGACAUGAUCCUCGAGGCCUACCCGAUCCCCUUUGCCGUCGUCAUCAACACUAUCGUCGCGAGCCGCAUCGUCUUCCACUCGGACCUCUGGGGCGCUAAGACGGCGCUGCUCGAGUCGAGAACGCUGCAAGGGUUCGUUCACCCCAACCACCACCGUGAUGGUGUGCUCCUCUCUCGCAACCAGCGUUCUCGCGGCGGCAACGGUGCCGAUGGCAUUGGCAAAGGCGCCGCAACAACGAGCAUCGGCGGUGGCAAUCUUGCAGGCGACUUUGAUGAUGGAGAGAUGGACAAGCGGUCAUUGCAUUCGAGCAUGCAGCACGGGACCCCUCUCUCGCUGCAGGGCGCCUUCUCGCUCGACCCCAAUCUGACCAGCGGCAUUUCUUCCGGCAACGGCUCGGUCUCGCUCUCUGCCGAGAAGAGCGGAUUCGCAUUCAGCAAGGGCUUCAGCGACUUUGCGCUCAACAACGGCAACCGCAAUAGCAUGCAGAGCUUCAACGGCGGUCAGACGCCUGUGCUUCGCGCGCACGCGCCGAAUUCGUCGUCGGCAGCCAAUUCGCCGUUCGCCAAGCAAGUUGCAUCCAUGUCGUCGUCACCGUAUAUCAAUGACAGUCCGACACCGACAACAGACGACGUGGUUGACGAUGAUGAGGAAAACCAUGUGGGCGACGCCAGCGACGAGAUCGAAGACCUCGAGAUGCAGGUACGAUCAGGAUCGAGGGCCUCGCCAAUGCAAAUGCAUCAACCGACGCUGCACAAGCAGAGUAGCUUCAUAGGCCGGGCGCGAUCGCCACAAGCAUCAUCAUCGAUGUCAGACCUUCACAAUGGUCAAGCUUCUUCACCUGUCGGGAAACAAGCAGAUGGACGCGUGCGGGCGGGCAGCGGAAAUGUCGAGCAGGAAAUCGUCAUGUCGCCCGAGGUCGUCCGGAUCCAGAGAGAGGUCUCCAGGAGAGUCGACUGAGUUCCGCUUCUGCUCGGCCCAGCUACCCGCUGCCAUGUUGCUGUCGAUGCUUGCCUCUGUCACCGCGUUGCCUCACUGCCUUCCGUCAUACCUCAUCAUUCUGUCGAGAUCAAUCUGUAUUUCUUCCUUCCCAUCCAUCGUUACAUGAUAACUCACACCCGGCGAUGCCGGCACACGCCGAUGAAAUCACGAAAACAAUGCAAAAGAAUUACAAGAGCGAAUCAUCUACAUGUUGUUGGUGCCUUUCCUUUCAUGCUUCCUUGCCUGUAUCCUUGUCCUCC